Molecule: messenger RNA, 573 nt
Organism: Zea mays
Lineage: Eukaryota; Viridiplantae; Streptophyta; Magnoliopsida; Poales; Poaceae
Product: 60S ribosomal protein L35
Exons: 4
Coding region: 69-440 (123 amino acids)
Biological process (GO): maturation of LSU-rRNA from tricistronic rRNA transcript (SSU-rRNA, 5.8S rRNA, LSU-rRNA); translation
Cellular component (GO): ribosome; cytosolic large ribosomal subunit
Molecular function (GO): mRNA binding; structural constituent of ribosome
Source: RefSeq, marked provisional
CCGCUCCUGAGUCCUGUCCACCCUGCCACCGCCGACGCCGCGCCGCCGCAGCAAUUGUCACCGUCGCUAUGGCCCGUAUCAAGGUGCACGAGCUCCGGGGGAAGAGCAAGACGGACCUGCAGGCGCAGCUCAAGGAGCUGAAGUCUGAGCUCUCCCUCCUCCGCGUAGCCAAGGUCACCGGCGGCGCACCCAACAAGCUCUCCAAGAUCAAGGUGGUGCGCACCUCGAUCGCGCGCGUGCUCACAGUGAUCUCGCAGAAGCAGAAGUCGGCGUUGCGGGAGGCGUACAAGAAGAAGAACCUGCUCCCCCUCGACCUCCGCCCUAAGAAGACCCGUGCCAUCCGCCGCCGUCUGACCAAGCACCAGCUCUCUCUGAAGACCGAGAGGGAAAAGAAGCGUGAGAAGUACUUCCCCAUGAGGAAGUAUGCUAUCAAGGCCUAGGUCAGAACUGUGAGAUGCUGCGCUUAGCAUAUCAUCGGCUGUGUUUUAAUUUUUGGUUUGUAUGGACAUUUGCUGUGGGUCGGAAGUACGAUGUAUUCCUCCAUUUCCAUAAAUGGCUAAAUUGGUUUGACUG